Messenger RNA from Cryphonectria parasitica EP155, 756 nucleotides. RefSeq lists its product as uncharacterized. Lineage: Eukaryota; Fungi; Ascomycota; Sordariomycetes; Diaporthales; Cryphonectriaceae. The transcript has 6 exons. The annotation marks the transcript as partial. The record is from RefSeq and is a predicted model, not a curated record.
CUUGCGCCUACGCCGUCCCACACCUCUCGCACGCUCAUCGCGUUCAUGUUUGGAUUCUCGACGGCAUGUGCUGCGUUCACAGGUGCCAGAAUUGUCCAGCAGAUAUACCGAACAUGGAGCAAAUCCAGGAACAUCUUCGCUCAUCCCUACAUCGUGAUGAUCGCGGCAGAGUGGCUGUCUAGUGUGGUCAUUUCCAUCAUCACCUUUCUGUUUAUUGAUGGCGUGAUACCCCCAGGAUUUGGGAUAUUCUUUAGCAUAUUAUGUCUCUGGGUCGUACAGCAGAUACAAUGCAUCAUGCACAUCAUCAUCAACCGCAUCGCCCUGAUCAUGUACGACCAGAAGCGGGUGAGGAGGCUGAAGUGGGCAGCGACUUUGUUGAUUGGAGCCAUCAACGUCAGCGUCUUCAUCAUCUGGAUGCCUGCUCGCCUACAGAUCAGCCCGGGCUGGGAGAACCUCAACGAUGUCUGGGACCGCAUUGAGAAGGGCAUCUUCGCCAUCCUGGACCUGCUCCUCAACCUGUACUUCAUCUACCUUGUCAGGAAGGAGUUGAUCACCUGUGGGUUGACCAAGUUUCAACAUCUGUACCGCUUCAAUAUCGGCAUGAUUUUCAUCUCGAUAUCACUUGAUGUCGUCCUCAUCGGCAUCAUGUCCAUACCCAACCACCACAGCUACGUCCAGUUCCAUCCCCUUAUGUACCUCAUCAAGCUCCACAUCGAGAUGAACAUGGCUGAGCUCAUCUUAAAGAUCGUCAAUGCC